AUGUUGGAUUGCCAAGUGUGUGCUGGGACUGAGAACAAGCUGAGCUCCCUCUCUGACCUGGAGCAGCAGUACCGGGCCCUGCGCAAGUACUAUGAGAACUGUGAGGUAGUUAUGGGCAACCUGGAGAUCACCAGCAUUGAGCACAACCGAGACCUCUCCUUCCUGCGGUCUAUCCGAGAAGUCACAGGGUACGUUUUGGUGGCUUUGAAUCAGUUUGAAUACCUUCCCUUGGAGAACCUGCGCAUCGUCCGUGGGACCAAACUCUACGAAGAGAGAUAUGCUUUGGCUAUAUUUCUUAACUACAGAAAGGAUGGGAACUUUGGACUCAGGGAACUUGGCUUGAAGAACUUAACAGAAAUACUGAAUGGAGGGGUGUAUGUUGGCCAGAACAAAUUUCUUUGCUUCGCAGACACCAUUCAUUGGCAAGAUAUCGUGCGUAACCCUUGGGCCUCCAACUUCACUUUGGUUCCAACGAAUGGCAGCUCAGGAUGUGGUCGAUGCCACAAGUCCUGCACAGGCCGAUGCUGGGGACCCACAGAGAAUCACUGCCAGACCUUGACGAAGACGGUGUGUGCAGAGCAGUGUGACGGACGGUGCUACGGGCCCUACGUCAGUGACUGCUGCCACCGCGAGUGUGCCGGAGGCUGUUCCGGGCCUAAGGACACUGAUUGUUUUGCCUGUAUGAAUUUCAAUGACAGUGGAGCAUGUGUCACGCAGUGCCCCCAGACUUUUGUCUACAACCCUACCACCUUCCAGCUGGAGCAUAAUCACAAUGCCAAGUACACCUAUGGGGCUUUUUGUGUCAAAAAAUGCCCACACAACUUUGUGGUGGAUUCCAGCUCUUGUGUCCGUGCAUGUCCUAGUUCCAAGAUGGAGGUUGAAGAAAAUGGUAUUAAGAUGUGCAAGCCCUGCACUGACAUUUGUCCUAAAGCGUGUGAUGGCAUUGGGACAGGGAGUUUAGUGUCAGCUCAGACGGUGGAUUCCAGCAACAUUGACAAGUUCAUAAACUGUACCAAGAUCAAUGGCAACCUUAUCUUCCUUGUUACUGGGAUUCAUGGGGACCCAUAUCACACAAUUGCUGCAAUCAAUCCAGAGAAACUAAAUAUUUUCCAAACUGUGAGAGAGAUAACAGGGUAUUUGAACAUACAGUCAUGGCCUGAGAACAUGACAGAUUUCAGGGUGUUUUCUAAUUUGGUUACUAUUGGUGGAAGAGCUCUCUAUAGUGGCCUUUCCUUACUCAUCCUGAAGCAGCAAGGCAUUACCUCUCUGCAGUUUCAGUCCCUGAAGCAAAUCAGUGCUGGCAACAUCUACAUAACAGACAACAGCAACCUGUGCUACUACCACACUGUCAACUGGACCAGCCUCUUCAGCACACCCAGUCAGAAGACAGUGAUUCAUCGAAACAAAAAGGCAGAGAACUGCACUGCUGAUGGAAUGGUGUGUAAUGAGUUGUGCUCAAGUGAUGGCUGUUGGGGGCCAGGCCCAGACCAGUGUCUCUCUUGCAAGCGCUUCAUCAGAGGAAGGACCUGCAUAGACUCCUGUAACCUGUAUGAUGGGGAAUUCCGAGAGUUUGCAAAUGGUUCUGUCUGCAUGGAGUGUGAUCCCCAGUGUGAAAAGAUGGAAGAAAACAUGAUCACGUGCUAUGGGCCGGGACCUGACCACUGCACAAAGUGUUUCCAUUUUAAGGAUGGUCCAAAUUGUGUGGAAAAAUGUCCUGAUGGCUUACAGGGGGCUAACAGCUUUAUUUUCAAAUAUGCUGAUGAAGAACGUGAGUGCCAUCCAUGUCAUCCAAACUGCACCCAAGGGUGUAGAGGUCCCGCUAGUCAUGACUGCAUUUACUAUCCAUGGACACGACAGUCCACUUUACCACAACAUGCUAGGACCCCUCUGAUUGCUGCUGGAGUUAUUGGUGGCCUCUUCAUCAUUGUCAUCGUGGGCCUGACGUUUGCGGUGUAUGUUCGGCGCAAGAGCAUUAAAAAGAAGAGAGCACUGAGAAGAUUCCUGGAGACUGAGCUUGUGGAACCUCUGACUCCAAGUGGCACAGCACCCAACCAAGCACAGCUUCGUAUCCUGAAGGAGACUGAGCUGAAGAGAGUCAAGGUUCUGGGCUCUGGAGCCUUUGGAACUGUAUACAAGGGCAUUUGGGUCCCUGAGGGUGAAACUGUAAAGAUCCCUGUGGCCAUUAAGAUCCUCAAUGAGACCACUGGGCCAAAAGCCAACGUGGAAUUUAUGGAUGAAGCUCUUAUCAUGGCCAGCAUGGACCACCCCCACCUGGUGAGACUCCUGGGUGUCUGCUUAAGCCCAACCAUUCAGCUGGUCACUCAGCUGAUGCCUCAUGGCUGCCUGUUGGAUUAUGUUCAUGAGCAUAAGGAUAAUAUUGGCUCCCAGCUUCUGCUGAACUGGUGUGUUCAAAUAGCUAAGGGAAUGAUGUACCUGGAAGAGAGGAGACUUGUCCACCGGGACUUGGCAGCUCGUAAUGUCUUGGUGAAAUCACCAAACCAUGUGAAGAUUACUGACUUUGGGUUGGCCAGACUUUUGGAAGGAGAUGAGAAGGAGUAUAAUGCUGAUGGUGGAAAGAUGCCAAUUAAGUGGAUGGCUCUGGAGUGCAUACACUACAGGAAAUUUACCCAUCAGAGUGAUGUUUGGAGCUAUGGAGUGACUAUCUGGGAGCUUAUGACCUUUGGUGGGAAGCCCUACGAUGGAAUCCCAACUCGAGAGAUCCCUGACCUCCUGGAGAAGGGAGAGCGGUUGCCCCAGCCUCCCAUCUGCACUAUUGAUGUUUAUAUGGUGAUGGUGAAAUGCUGGAUGAUUGAUGCGGACAGUCGGCCAAAAUUCAAGGAGCUGGCUGCUGAAUUUUCUAGAAUGGCUCGAGACCCUCAGAGAUACCUAGUAAUUCAGGGAGAUGAUCGUAUGAAGCUCCCGAGCCCAAAUGACAGCAAGUUCUUCCAAAACCUUCUCGAUGAGGAAGACCUGGAAGAUAUGAUGGAUGCUGAAGAGUAUCUUGUUCCUCAAGCCUUCAACAUCCCUCCACCCAUCUACACCUCCAGGACAAGAAUUGAUUCCAACAGGAACCAGUUUGUGUAUACAGAUGGUGGCUACGCUGCUGAAGUGCCCAUGCCGUACAGAGCUCCUGGCUGCAUAAUACCAGAAGCCCCAGUUGCCCAAGGGGCAACAGCAGAGAUCUUUGAAGACAGUUGCUGUAACGGCACGCUACGAAAACAAGCAGCAACCCUGGCAAAAGAGGACAGCAGCACCCAGAGGUACAGCGCUGAUCCCACCGUCUUCAUCCCUGAGCGGGUUGUCCGGGGAGAGCUGGAUGAGGAUGGGUACAUGACACCGAUGCGAGACAAACCCAAAACAGAUUACCUAAACCCAGUGGAAGAGAACCCAUUUGUUUCCCGACGAAAGAACGGAGAUCUCCAAGCUGUGGACAACCCGGAGUAUCACAAAGCUCCGAAUGGGCAGUCCAAAGCAGAGGACGAGUACGUGAAUGAGCCAUUGUACCUCAACACUUUUGCAAACACCCUGGAAAACACUGAGUACCUGAAGAACAAUUUGCCAGAGAAAGCCAAGAAGGCCUUUGACAACCCAGACUACUGGAAUCACAGCCUGCCCCCGCGAAGCACCCUCCAGCACCCGGACUACCUACAAGAUUACAGCACAAAAUACUUUUACAAACAGAACGGACGGAUCCGGCCCAUUGUGGCAGAGAAUCCCGAAUACCUCUCCGAGUUCUCCCUGAAGCCCGGCACUGUGCUGCCCCCACCGCCCUACAGACACCGAAAUACAGUGGUGUAGUGACCACUGGCAGAUGGAAGCGGAACGGCAGCAACUUCUGGCUGCCUCGCUCUUUCACUCUCCUUCUCUCUCCCUUCCCUCCCUUUCUCCCAUGAGCUUCCUCUUCUCGCCGGUUCAUUCUUUUUUGACAUUUCCAAGGGAAAGAACGUCUUGGACUCAUUCGCAGAUUGGGUUGGGUACCUGGAAGGAAG
Chaetura pelagica (chimney swift) is the source of this 3989-nucleotide messenger RNA. RefSeq names its product v-erb-b2 avian erythroblastic leukemia viral oncogene homolog 4 (gene ERBB4). Gene Ontology annotation, molecular function: epidermal growth factor receptor binding; transmembrane receptor protein tyrosine kinase activity; ATP binding. Gene Ontology annotation, biological process: multicellular organism development; positive regulation of cell population proliferation; protein phosphorylation. NCBI's taxonomy places the organism in Eukaryota, Metazoa, Chordata, Aves, Apodiformes, Apodidae. The record is from RefSeq and is a predicted model, not a curated record. Gene Ontology annotation, cellular component: basal plasma membrane; signaling receptor complex. The transcript is spliced from 27 exons. The coding region runs from base 1 to 3798 and encodes 1265 amino acids.